Molecule: messenger RNA, 612 nt
Organism: Besnoitia besnoiti
Lineage: Eukaryota; Apicomplexa; Conoidasida; Eucoccidiorida; Sarcocystidae
Exons: 2
Coding region: 1-612 (203 amino acids)
Source: RefSeq, a predicted model, not a curated record
AUGAAAGGCGGCUUCGGUUCUCAACAAACGCUUCGGGAGUGCCGUGGCACAGCCUGCAGCCGAUUUCUUGCCGCCCUCAUCUUCGAUCUGUGGGUCGCUGUCCUGUUAUCGGGGCAAAUGAAAGAAGCCGUUGCCUCGGCUAAUGCCGGGGCUCGCGUAGGCAUUCUGCUCCCGCGGAGUCGCCGCCCUGGGGAUGCCCGAUCUGCGUCCUCGACGGCUCCCCCCCCGCCAGCGCUCCGCCGCGAGCCGUCUGCGCAGCCGUGGCUCUGCGAGGGCGCCACGCACUUUGUUCACCAUUUCUGCGGCCCCUGCGUGGCGGAUGCGCAGUGCGCACCUGGCGCAUUCUGCUGCCCGUACCUGAAGGUCUGCAUGACAGCCGAGACAGAUGCCUGCCCCAAGCCCUUUGCGCGCUGCGAACCGCCGCUGGUCGCCGCCACCGCCCAAGACGUCGACGUGGACGCCUGGCGCGCGCAGUGCAUUUUCGCGGAACUGGAAAACUGGGUACAGUGCCCGCCUCCCGGUUGGGUCUACGGAGAUCCCGCGCCCACGACGUCAACCGCCACCGCGGAAACGACCGGCGACGAAACAAGCAACGUGGACGUCCCGCCUUAG